CCAUUGUCCAUCCACCCAAACACAAAAAGGGUCUCUUUUUAGUUUAUCUCUCAGAUUAUAGAGAGACUGAGAAGGGAAGAGAAAGAAAGUAAGCAAAGUUGAACACAAUGGCAGCCUCACUACAAGCAGCUGCAACACUCAUGCAACCCACCAAGGUGGGCGUGGUGUCUUCCAGAAGCAGCCUACAGCUGAGGUCUUCUCAGACUGUGUCCAAGUCAUUUGGCGUGGAACCAGCUGCAGCUAGACUCACUUGUUCUCUUCAAGCUGAUAUUAAGGACUUCGCCCAGAAGUGUGUAGAUGCUUCCAAGAUUGCUGGUUUCGCUCUUGCUACCUCGGCCCUCGUUGUCUCGGGAGCUGGUGCUGAAGGAGUUCCAAAGAGGCUAACCUAUGAUGAAAUUCAGAGCAAGACAUACAUGGAAGUAAAGGGAACCGGAACAGCCAACCAGUGCCCAACCAUUGAUGGCGGGGUUGACUCAUUCGCCGUCAAGCCCGGCAAGUACAAUGCCAAGAAGAUCUGCCUAGAGCCAACUUCAUUCACUGUCAAAGCUGAUGUUGUGAACAAGAAUGCCCCACCUGAGUUCCAAAACACCAAGCUCAUGACCCGCUUAACCUACACCCUCGAUGAAAUUGAGGGACCCUUUGAAGUUUCUCCUGAUGGCACUGUCAAGUUCGAGGAGAAAGAUGGUAUCGACUACGCCGCAGUGACAGUUCAGCUGCCUGGUGGUGAGCGUGUGCCAUUCCUUUUCACCAUUAAGGAAUUGGUAGCAUCAGGCAAACCAAAUGGUUUUAGUGGUCAAUUUCUAGUACCAUCUUACCGUGGUUCAUCUUUCUUGGACCCAAAGGGAAGAGGUGGCUCAACCGGUUAUGACAAUGCAGUUGCAUUGCCUGCUGGAGGAAGAGGAGAUGAGGAGGAACUUGCCAAGGAGAAUGUAAAAAACACAGCAUCAUCAACAGGGAAAAUCACCUUGAGUGUCACCAAGAGCAAGCCUGAGACUGGUGAGUUGAUUGGAGUGUUUGAGAGCGUUCAGCCUUCUGACACUGAUUUGGGAGCAAAGGUUCCAAAGGAAGUGAAGAUCCAGGGGAUCUGGUAUGCUCAGCUUGAGUAAUAGGCCACUUUUUUUUUUUAACAUGUUUAGUAUUCCUUGUUAGUUUAAAUUUUUGCUGUAAGUCGAAGGUAUUGCUAAACUUCCCUGUGACGCAGUGGAGAAGCACUGAGAUCGAUUAUUAUCCAGUUUGUAUAUUAUUAUGGCUUAUGAUAAUGAUGUAUUGAAACUCCAAAAUUCCAUGUUGAAAUUAUGUUGGAACGCGGGAAAAAGGAUUAUUCAAAGACCUAAACCCUCUGCAAA
Messenger RNA from Quercus robur (English oak), 1346 nucleotides. RefSeq names its product oxygen-evolving enhancer protein 1, chloroplastic. Gene Ontology annotation, cellular component: photosystem II oxygen evolving complex. The record is from RefSeq and is a predicted model, not a curated record. The transcript has 2 exons. Gene Ontology annotation, biological process: photosystem II stabilization; photosystem II assembly. Gene Ontology annotation, molecular function: oxygen evolving activity. The coding region runs from base 108 to 1106 and encodes 332 amino acids. Lineage: Eukaryota; Viridiplantae; Streptophyta; Magnoliopsida; Fagales; Fagaceae.